This is a messenger RNA of Trachymyrmex septentrionalis, 1122 nucleotides long. RefSeq names its product chymotrypsin-like elastase family member 2A. The record is from RefSeq and is a predicted model, not a curated record. NCBI's taxonomy places the organism in Eukaryota, Metazoa, Arthropoda, Insecta, Hymenoptera, Formicidae. The coding region runs from base 184 to 1122 and encodes 312 amino acids. Gene Ontology annotation, molecular function: serine-type endopeptidase activity. The transcript has 5 exons. Gene Ontology annotation, biological process: proteolysis.
UCCCGCACUAUUCAACGAUCACUUUCUUCGAGAUCGCUUCGUACCGAAGGAUCCGCUCUUCGCGACGCGCUAAUCCUACUCGAGGAUCGAUCGGCGUCGUCGAGGCUAGUCAGGCUAUGCAGAUCCAUAGAUCAUAGUGAUCGGUGUGGUGAUCCAGCGCGGAUAUUCUUGAUUUCGCUGGUAAUGUAUCGUAUUCGUGGUGAUUUGCUUGUCCUGCUGGUGGUCGUUCUCGCGGAGGCCCAGUGUGCCAUGAUAAGAAUCAUCCGGGAGGAUCAUUUUACAUCACAGAGGCAGCCGCGCUCGAUUGUCUUGCCGAAGGUCCAGCCGAAAAACGAUGUCUCGUUGUCAACGAUCACAACCACCACCGGCCGCAUCUUCAACGGCAAACCGAGCCGAAGGGGCGCGUGGCCUUGGCAGGUGUCCCUUCAGUUAUUGCAUCCGAAACUGGGCUUUAUCGGUCAUUGGUGCGGCGGUGUGCUGAUUGAUCCUAAAUGGGUGAUAACCGCCGCCCACUGCAUUCACAACGAAUUGUUCAAUUUACCCAUCGGUGCGCUAUGGACGGCGGUGGUCGGCGAAUGGGAAUUGGACUCAGGAGGACGCGGAUCCGCACGCUUGCCCGUCGAGAAAGUGAUCCUCCAUGAGAGAUUCAAUAAUUACGUACACGACAUAGCCUUGAUGAAACUCGCCAGGCCGGCACCUUUAUCCAAGGUCGUCCGUACUAUCUGCCUUCCUGGUCCCGGACAAGAUCUCAGCGAAGGACAAUGCGUGACCUCCGGCUGGGGCCGAUAUGGUCCCUCGCCUUCACUCUCCACUGCUCUUUUGGAGGCCAGUGUCCCGCUUCUAAAUCUGGAGGAGUGCCUGCAGGCCUAUGGUACCUCGGUACCCAUUAGAAAAGGCCACCUCUGCGCCGGUCAGAUUGACGGUUCCUCGGGAAGCUGCGUGGGUGAUUCUGGAGGGCCUCUGCAGUGUCGUCGUACCGAUGGCGUUUGGCAGCUAGCCGGCGUCACAUCUUUCGGAUCCGGUUGUGCCAGACCAGGCUACCCAGACGUGUACACUAAGAUACAACAUUACCUGCAUUGGAUCAACAAAACAAUCGAUGCAAACAAUGACGAGCGGAGAUAA